AAACAGAAAAUUUUUACACGAGAAAAAUGCUAAUCGAAAUUAAUUUUUUAGAGAAAUUUCUUCAACUUUAAUUACUUUUCAACAAAUAUCAGACAGACUCAAUUCUUUGAAUGAUUUUCGUUUAUUAAAUAUAAGCACAUUGGCAAUUUUAACAAAUGCUUAUGAAAAUAUGAAUCCAUUCUAUAAUAGUUAUCAAGAUACUUUAAUACAUAUAAAAGAUUAUUCAUCUAUAGAAAAUCAUAUAUAUACAUUAUUAAAAACUCUUUGUAGUUAUUUUAAUUUACCGAUAUCUUUAAAUGACCUAUCGAUAGAGAUUAAACAAACUUUAAAUGAGAAAAUUCAAGUAUUAUUUGAUUGUUUUCUUCGAUCGAAUUGUUCUAAUCUAAUAUUGGAAACAAAUGAAACAAGUAUAUUUUACUUUAAAGAAGUUUUAAAUAAUAUGAAAGAAAAAUUUUCAUUUUUACAACCUAUUUUACAUCAAUCAGAUGUUAAAAAAUAUAUAAAUAAUCAUUUUUUUGAUGCAUCAUCUUAUAUUCAUGAUAUAUUAUUAAAUUGGAUCGCGAUGCGUAUGACUAAUACGAGUAAAAUUCUAUGUAAUGAAAUAGGCGAUGUUUUUCAAUUUAAAAUCUAUCAAAAAUCAACAGAAACAUGUUUAUAUGGUUCAGUUAAUUCAAUUAAUUUAAUAAGAAAUAUUGAUGAAUCAAUUGAUGAUCGAAUUAUUUUUACAUCAAAUUAUGAUGAACCUGAAUUACUUGUCUAUAUGAUAGACGAAACUAAAAAAGACAUUGUUAUGCUUAUAUGUGGUAUUAUACUUUUCAUAUGUGGAUUUAUUCUAACAUAUUUUCUUAAAAAUUUAUUAUCUGUUAUAUUAAACAAAGAAGAAAAUUUUUGA
Molecule: messenger RNA, 892 nt
Organism: Rotaria sp. Silwood2
Lineage: Eukaryota; Metazoa; Rotifera; Eurotatoria; Philodinida; Philodinidae
Source: the annotation of a GenBank genome assembly